Messenger RNA from Tetrapisispora phaffii CBS 4417, 684 nucleotides. RefSeq names its product copper chaperone CCS1 (gene CCS1). The transcript has a single exon. Gene Ontology annotation, cellular component: cytoplasm. Gene Ontology annotation, biological process: removal of superoxide radicals. The record is from RefSeq and is a predicted model, not a curated record. The coding region runs from base 1 to 684 and encodes 227 amino acids. Lineage: Eukaryota; Fungi; Ascomycota; Saccharomycetes; Saccharomycetales; Saccharomycetaceae. Gene Ontology annotation, molecular function: superoxide dismutase copper chaperone activity; copper ion binding.
AUGAGUGACAUAUUUGAAGCUACGUAUGCAAUCGCAAUGCAUUGCGAGAAAUGUACUAAUGAGAUACAAAAGUCAUUAGACACUAUCCCAGGUGAGAAAGAAGUUGAAUUCAACAUCGAGAAAGAUAUCAUGAAAGUAAAGAGUGCAAUUCCUCCCAGCACGAUCAUCGACACGGUCUCCAAGGAUUGUAAGAAAGACGUCAUUAUCAGAGGUGCAGGAGCCAGCAAUGGUUCUGCUGUGUGCAUCCUAGAGAGCAGCGAUCUCAGUGGUAAAGUGAAAGGGUUAGUCAGAAUGGUUGAGAUCAAUGACGGCCACAAGACUUUAUUCGAUGUCACCGUGGAUGGAGUCGACCAUGCCGGCGCAUACAAGAUCAAGGUCCACGAGAACGGUGAUAUCAGCAAGGGUAUCUCCAGUUGUGGCAACACACUGUACGAUCUGAAAGAAUCCGUUGAUGUGUCUUCGGAACAAGGCAAGAGGUUCUUUGGCGUCGACGAGCUGCCAGUAUGGAAACUGCUCGGUCGCAGCAUCAGUGUGAGCACUGACGCUGCCCCAACCGCUGGAAUCGUCGGUGUGGUGGCCCGUAGUGCAGGUAUCUGGGAGAACGACAAGCACGUAUGUGCAUGCAGCGGCAAGACCAUCUGGGAAGAGAGGAAGGAUGCUUUAAAGCACAACAUCAAGCACUGA